This is a messenger RNA of Alosa sapidissima (American shad), 1914 nucleotides long. Its product is annotated as adhesion G protein-coupled receptor B2-like. Gene Ontology annotation, cellular component: membrane. NCBI's taxonomy places the organism in Eukaryota, Metazoa, Chordata, Actinopteri, Clupeiformes, Clupeidae. The transcript is spliced from 4 exons. Gene Ontology annotation, biological process: negative regulation of angiogenesis. The record is from RefSeq and is a predicted model, not a curated record. The coding region runs from base 297 to 845 and encodes 182 amino acids.
AGCGGAGGAGGAGGAGGAGGAGGAGGAGGAGGGGGCGGCGAGGGCGACUACAUGGUGCUGCCGCGCGGCGAACGGUCAGUCUGAAGCCGCCCCCGCCGCCCGAAGGACGAGAGCAAGCCGCUGAACAUCGCCCUGGACGACCCGCCAUUCCCCGCCUCCUCCGUCGCCCAUGACGCUGCAGGUGCCGGCGGACGGAGAGCCCGUCGCGUACGCGUCCGACUUCAGCUCGGUGGCCGCCGGCGUGCCCAUCAACAUGGACCACCACCACCACCACCACCCACCACCACCACCACCACAUGGGGGUCAACCUGAACCGCUCGUACAGCACCCUGAAGCAGCUGCCCAACGCGCACCACGCCAACGCGCACCACGCCAACGCGCACGCUCACGCCACACCACACGCUGCAGCUCAAGCAGCAGCAGCAGGCGGGCGGGCGGGCCCGGGCCACAGGGGCGCCCACACCCUCAGCCCCAACGCGCUGGAGCGGACCCGCAACGCUGCCACGCAACCUGGGCAGCACCCACGCCCACUCCCCGGCCUCCCGCACGGAUCCCUGGAGAGGAAAAGAGUACGGUACUCUGAACUGGACUUUGAGAAAGUGAUGCACACUCGCAAAAGACACUCUGAGCUCUACCAUGAGCUCAACCACUCUUCCAAGUUCCACACCCUAGACAGGUAUAACCGGGACCCAGCCAUGUCCACAUUCAAGGUCCCACCACCUCCACCGCCGAGACAAUCUGAGCCUGUUUUAGCGCGGCGAUCCAGCUUCGUUUACAAAGAAAGCCAACGUAAGCAUUUCAUAACUCAACAUAAAGCCCCUCCUCAACCCCUUAACUGUGUCUGACCAGUCUGGACAGGCCAUUAGAGGUCAUUACACACACAUAAGUGUCCUAGCGAGUCUUCCCGUAGUGCUGUGGUGUUAAGGGGCGGUGCCUUCGCUCUGUGUUUGCUAGCUGUCCUAGCGGCUCUUCACUCCCAACACAUAAGAGCCCAGCCAGAUAGUUUCUGCCGGAUCAGGGCCGCAUCGGGCCCAGAUCCGAGCCGGACGCUGUCCAUCUCAUCUACUAUCUGGGUGUGUUGUGUUUGCUUUCAGCCCCCUAGUCCUCUCUGCAAUCAUGAGUGUGUAUGUGUGUGUGUGUGUGUGUCCUUUGCCUGUGUCAGUGUUUUGCUCCAAUCUCUAAAUCUCUGUCCAUCUAAAUUUGAGUUUAACCGAAGCUUAAACUUUAUAAUAAAUAAGAAGCGCAUAGCUGGGCCAGGAAUAAACCAAAUAAUCACACUUUUAAGCCAUCAUAAUCCACCCUUGUGGUGCGUAAAGGCCCCCCACGUUUUUGAGCAGGCACAGACAAGGACCACUCUCCUUGUGUGGGCAAGUCCAGUGUGGUUUUGAACCAACAUGGGGGCCGGGGGGUGACAAUGGAGAGGGGGCAGGUAUCAUUGUGAGAAUUUAGACCCAAACUAGCCGUUGAUCUAACUGUGUGUGUGUGUGUGUGUGUGUGUGUGUGUGUGUGUGUGAGAGAGAGAGAGAGAGAGAGAGCCUGCUGUCCUGAUUGGUACUCUGGGAUUUUUAGACUCUGUGACACAAACACAAAUUGACCCUCUCAGUAGCAAUCCAUCCUGGACUAUCUCUCUCUCUCUCUCUCUCUCUCUCUCUGUUUCUCUCUCUCUCUCUCCAUCACCUCCUCCCAUCUACUCCUCUAUUUUGCUCUUCCUCCUCUCCUCCUCUCCGCAGAGCUCGUUUGGGAUAGCGGGAUAGCCGUGCCUGCAAAUUGCCUGAGUAUUUCUGAGACAGCAGCUUGAUGUUGUUUGAAAGGCAUUUAACCCCUAACUGAUGAGGGGACUGCACCGUAAUGCAUCGCCCAAAUACACGCACACACAGAGACACACACGUGCGCACACACACAUACUCUCACACA